Molecule: messenger RNA, 1200 nt
Organism: Aspergillus sclerotioniger CBS 115572
Lineage: Eukaryota; Fungi; Ascomycota; Eurotiomycetes; Eurotiales; Aspergillaceae
Gene: glfB
Product: UDP-galactofuranose transporter
Exons: 6
Coding region: 1-1200 (399 amino acids)
Cellular component (GO): Golgi apparatus; endosome; trans-Golgi network
Molecular function (GO): antiporter activity
Source: RefSeq, a predicted model, not a curated record
AUGUCCGAAGGCGAAAAAGUGAGGACCUCUGGAGAGGUCUCUCGUCCGGAGCCUACCCUGCCCACCGUCAAUCCCGCCGUCGAUAAGACGGAGCCCCCCAAGGCAGCAUUUCACCCUGCUGUCUAUGUCGGUGUCUGGAUUACCUUGAGCUCCAGCGUCAUUCUGUUCAACAAGCAUAUCCUCGAUUAUGCUCAGUUCCGCUUCCCUAUUAUUCUUACAACAUGGCAUCUGGCAUUCGCGACCUUCAUGACCCAGCUUCUUGCCCGCACCACAACUCUGCUCGACGGACGGAAAACCGUGAAGAUGACUGGCCGGGUGUACCUCCGUGCAAUUGUCCCGAUCGGUCUGUUCUUCAGUCUGAGCUUGAUUUGCGGUAACGUGACUUAUCUGUAUCUGAGUGUUGCCUUCAUCCAGAUGCUUAAGGCUACAACCCCGGUUGCUGUCCUGUUCGCCACUUGGGGCAUGGGUAUGGCUCCUGUCAACCUCAAGGUGCUCAUGAAUGUGAGCAUUAUUGUUCUUGGUGUCAUCAUCGCCUCUUUCGGUGAGAUCCGGUUCGUCUUCACCGGAUUUCUCUUCCAGCUCGGUGGUAUCGUCUUUGAGGCCACUCGCCUGGUCAUGGUCCAGCGCCUUCUUAGCUCUGCCGAGUACAAGAUGGACCCUCUUGUCUCCCUUUACUACUUCGCCCCUGUCUGUGCUGUCAUGAACGGUGUCACUGCCCUGUUCCUCGAGGUUCCGAACCUCACUAUGAACCACGUCUACAACGUUGGUGUGUGGACAUUGCUGGCCAAUGCCGUUGUUGCUUUCCUCCUUAACGUCUCUGUUGUAUUCUUGAUCGGCAAGACUUCUUCCCUCGUCAUGACCCUCUGCGGUGUUCUCAAGGAUAUCCUUCUGGUCAUCGCCUCCAUGAUGAUCUGGCAGACUCCCGUCACCCUUACUCAGUUCUUCGGCUACUCUGUUGCUCUCGUCGGUCUCGUUUACUACAAGCUUGGCGGUGACAAGAUCAAGGAGUACACUGGCCAGGCCAACCGCGCUUGGGCCGAGUAUGGCGUCAACCACCCCGCGCAACGCAAGUUCAUUGUGUUUGGGGCCGUUGUCCUCAUUCUCUUCCUUCUCAUGGGAUCCAUGGCCCCUAGCUACGCCCCCGAGUCUGUUGCUAGCGUCAAGGGAAUGCUUGGCGGAGCUACUGCUGGAAAGGUUUAA